This is a messenger RNA of Uranotaenia lowii, 19627 nucleotides long. RefSeq lists its product as uncharacterized. Gene Ontology annotation, molecular function: protein binding. The record is from RefSeq and is a predicted model, not a curated record. The coding region runs from base 326 to 3658 and encodes 1110 amino acids. Lineage: Eukaryota; Metazoa; Arthropoda; Insecta; Diptera; Culicidae. The transcript is spliced from 8 exons.
UGUCAGUCGGAAAAAAACGAUUCCUGCUUUUCAUAGCACUUCGUGGUCAAUGGUGCUUUGUUUCCUGGAAAAUUGUUGUAUUCUUGAAGUUGGUGCUGCUUUCGAAAAUCUUUCACGGUUGCGGUGAAUCUAGGUUUCCGGUGAAAUACAAGUUCCGAAGCUGCCGCCAUGGAGAGCUAGUAGCGGAUGGAGUUUGAUCGGAGGAGCAAUCCGCACAGCAGCCAAUCCCCGCCCAUCUAUUUCGGUCCGAAACGCUGCGGAAGUUAAAAUUUAAGCCAAAAGCAAUAGUUAAAACAGGGAACGGAUACAGUGAGGAGAGUGCGAAAUGGAGAACCUACUCUAUCCGCCGGUGGAGUUCCUCCGACCGGAUGAGGAUGAAGGAACCAGCAGCGAAACCAUCUUCGAGGAAUUUUCAAUCGUGCUUCAUAAUAUCAAACUUUUGGAAAAGAUUCCCACGAAACGAUGGUUGGAAGUGCUGCAGGAGAAAGCUACCGGAAGACAGCGACAGAAUCAUCGGGAAGCGGAUCGAAUGCAGAACUUAUCGGUGCAAUUGGCCGAAAAUGACGAGCUGGAUAAAGCGAUGAUUCAAAUAACGCAGGCCCUGUAUCGGUGCCCUCCGGAUGGUAUCCUUAUCAAAGCUAUUCUCUGCCAAAAGGGAGAACUCCUGAGACGAAGAGAAAGAAUACAGGACGCUAUCCGGCACCUGGAGCACUGUUUGCGUAUCGAAGGUGAACGGUUUUCGUUCGGAACCUACCUUUGCCUGUUGCGUUGCUACAAGGCCAUGGGUAACACCCGGAAGGUGCAGACAACGCUUUCCAGAUGUGCCGUUUUCUUCAAUCGAUGGAAGGACGAAUUUCAACGGUACGAUUCGCAGCUGAAAAAUCAACCUGAUGCUCACAUGGAGGAAAUGAAAAAGGAAUUUGAUCUUCACGCCAAUUGCAUUCCAUUGGAGAUCACCAGUGACAGGAGUUUUCGGAAAGAGCCGGCCGUGCAGGAUAACUACGAGGAGGAUAUCGAUUUGGAACCGUUUCUAGGUUACAGCACGGAUAGCAAGCUUCACGGUGCUUCCAAGGCGUGCAGUAUAGAAGUCGAGGACUUCACCCCCAAGUUGAUGGCCAACACUUUCAUCCCGGAGGGAUCGACUGUCCUGGUAGAGCGGCCACUGGAAACGCAUCUCGAAUUCACCAAAGUACAAUGCUACACCUGCCACACCGUCAACCCUCACCUUAUACCCUGCUUCGACUGUCAGGGUGUGUUCUACUGUUCCUACGAGUGCCAGCAACAGGACGAACCGUACCACCGUUUCGAGUGCACCGGUUACCAUCUGCUGUUCUUCCCUCUGGUCAGUGGUAAUCUGGAGCUGCGAAUGCUGAUCCGAACGCUACAAGCGCUGGAUCGGUUGCUGACCACGAAAUAUUCCCCGGCGAAAACGGCUCCUCUUCGAACGGCCAACGAACUGUAUCGGUUUUUGUUUGAGGGUCGUGAGUCGAAUGUGGAACUGUUCAACGCGUUGUUGCUCAAGCCGGACUAUUCCAGCUUCAGGUCCGACGAUUUUAACUCGCUCAUGGUCAAGACUGAAAAAUUGCUCAGCUACGUGAAGUUCGAUGGGCGGGUGAAGUCUGACUAUUUUUCCAAGGUGGAAGCGGUUAACGAACUGCAGUUCGAUUUGUUUGUUGGGGGAUUGUUGCUGCACUUUUGUACCCUUACCAUGACCAAAGUGAAUAGGCUGUUUUUCGAGAUUCAAGCCAACGAAGAAUUUGUGGGGCGUAUUCAAGAUUUUAACGGAGUAGAAGAGUUGCAUGAAGAUGAUUCGCUGAAGAAGACUGUGUUGGAAUCACUGGAACGAUACGAGAGGUUGCAUUCGUCAACGGGUCGUGGGUCUCUGGAUUCCAGCCAUCUUCGAGAGGGGGUGUUGGAAUAUUUAGAAUGUUUAGGAAAGGAUGGUGAUAAAAGUAGGAAGGUUGAAAAAGGUACUGAACUAGACGAUUACCAUCAGGUGUGGACUCGAACAAACGUGAAACGGUUGUGGCAAGAAUGUCUGGAUAGUGUUCGAUUUGAGGAUGCAAGUGGGAGUCGCGAUUCGGAAAAGAACGACGAAGAAUUGGAACAUUUGGAAGAUUUGGUAUCGAGGGCGCUGCGUAGGUUUUGUGAUGCCUAUUUCGAGUACUUCGGCGAUACACCAAUGUGCAGUAAACGGAAAACCUUUCCCAAUGUGCUGCGGACGUUCCAUCCAACGGCCACCAAGCUGAAACACUCCUGCGGGCCGAACUUAUUUUUUGCCAUGGUAUCGAACGGAUUAUUUGUCGUCCGAGCCCAAAAGGACAUCUGCGAGGGCGAGGAACUUACAAUCAACCAUGGCCUGCACUACAAGGAAGCUCCACGGGAAGAGCGUCGAAACUAUCUACGUAAAAUAUACAUCGACUGUGAUUGCAUCGAAUGUGGUCGUAUCGAAGACCAUUGGAUCCGUUACCAGCGGGUCAAAUGUAACGAUUGUCUGCUCAAAGCCGAGGCGCCACAACGCACCUGUCCCCAGUGUUUGCAGAGCAAGGAAACGGCAUGGCCGACCGAUGUCCUCAUUACGCAACUGCAAGCCUUGGAAUUAAACCUAUCGCGAAACAACAUACCGCAUCUGAUGCCCCUAUCGUCACUGUCCCGAUCUGCGGUAGGUUUACAAACGGCCACCGCAUCUGGCAAGCGGAAGAUCGAAGUGCUGCUGUUCUUCGAAAAGAUCUGGCAGCUGGUGUUCGUCGAUGGGUGCAAUCUACCGAUGUACGGUAAUCUCAAGGAGCAGCUGUCCUGUUUUGCCGAUGAAGUGAUUCGUGAUGCGAUUGACGAAGUGUACAUUCUACUUAAACGUUGUAAGGACUUCAUCGAUACACUGUAUCCUUACAUGAGUGUCCAGGUUGCGCACGAGUACGAGUUGGUUGUUCGAAGAACAGUCAAAUACAUGCUUCCGACCAAAUUUCUUGGCGUUGACGUGCGGCAGGUCUAUCGAACGAUUGAUCUGUCGAGGGCAAUGAUUCGGCAUUCUUUCGCCAUCCUGGAGGGUCAUUUUCUGUAUGAUGACGAUCUGUACCACAAGCUGAUGGUGGUCGAGUAUCAGUUGCGAAUGUUCGAAGACACCAUUCGGAUAACGAGUGCGAAAGACGAAAGUGAACUGUUCCUUAUGAUGAUCGAAUCAAGCGAGAAGCCAAAGAAAACCAACGCGAAACCUAAGCCGUUCUGGAAGUCGUCCUCCCAGGACAGUAACAAUACGGGAAGCAGUAGCAAUAGCAAUAGCAACAACGCCAACAACAACAACAAUAGCAGUUCGAAAUCAGCGAAUGAUGCUCACGUCAUCCUAGAUUUGCAGCACUUGAGUGAUAAUACCAAAAAAGCUUUCUUGGAAGAAGUAACUCUCGGAAAAGGUAAGAAUGGGGCUAGUAAACACAAAGUUAAUGGCACUGAUACUGGUGCCACCGCCAAUACCAAUGGAAAUCAGGAAAACGGGAAAGGGCCGCUCUAUAUUGUCAACGGUAACGAAAGCAGUGGGAAAAAUUCUGACGAUAGACCUGGAUUAGGCAGUCCCAAAAAGCGUUCCGAAAGCAAACGCAAAGAAGCCGUUAACGGAACGGUUCCGAAACCUUGCCGCACAACAAAACAUCACCGGAAAGUGUGACACGAACCGGGCGAUUGUUUGCCACUUGGGAUGGUCGAGUAGCUACUUGAACCAGCACCAUGUGUCUAGAGCGAUUUUUUACUUAAAAAAUUGAUUUAUUUUUUGUGUUUUAAAAUUGAAUUGUUUCGAACAACGCUAACGAUACAUUUUCAUUUUUCGUUACGUUUGUUUCUCUUGAUCUAAGGUUUAAACUUUUCUUCCGUUACUAAUUCUCAACUUCAACUGUAGCUGAAACAAUUAUCAACGAGUAAAAGACAAACAUUAUACUACAGCGUAUAGGUUUAAUACAAACGAAAAUAACCGGAGAUAAUGUACAAAAAAUCUUAAAAAAUUAACAAGCUUUCCGUAAAGUAAAGUUAUUACGGCAACGUAUCGCGAAAAUUACUGUCAUCACUCUGAAGUGACCAAAACUCUUCAUUUUUUGUAAGAGAUUCCUAGGUGAGAAGUCUAAUUAUCGUUUAACAUGAUGUCGUUAAAAAAAAGUUUCUCUUAUUUCGUGUGAAAAGUGGGAAUCUGUUUCUUGCCAAUGUUUAGUUAUUGGUCAGACGAAAGGUUCUAGGAUUAAUAAACAAACUUUCAUUAGUUCUAAACCAUCAACUAGGUUUUUUCUUAGUAGGUAUAUUAAAAAAAAAUUCUCAACGGUUUUCCGUUGAAAGCAUCACAGCUAGGAAGGUAAAACUAAAUGAACACUGUUACUUAAGUUUGAUGGAAACUAAAGAGAGAGAAAAUAUCACAUGCUUAGGAACGAACUAAGUCACUAUCAAAUUGGAUUCCUUAAAACUCUUUACUUAUAACAAACGAACAAACGUCGCGACGUUUAGGAUAGAAAUAAAAUAUCAUCCAUUUUGUAUUCGUUCUUAACUUAGGCCGGAACAAAUUUCAAAUCCUUCUUUUGUCACUCGGAGUAUGAACACCGAAAGGGGGGGGAGAAUAAAAAAUAAUGCAAAAAACAAAUAAAUUGGAAUAAAUUGCACGAACUCUUGUAUGCAACCAAAUAGCAUAAAAUACCAUUGCACAAAAUCUAUAGAUCAAGCAAUUUUUUAUCGUAAAAUUCAAUGAAAUCAUGAAUAGAAAAAGUGAAAUACCUCCCAUCUUCCAAAAUUUGUUGUUUGGUCUUGUAAUCUUUCGGAUAUUUGAUUAUUUUUUUCGAAAUUUACAUAAAAUACUUCAAACUUUAUUUUUAUCCCCCUUCGGGUUUUCGGAAAUUUCGAAGGGGGGGGUGACAAAAGAAGAAAUUGAAAUUUGUUCCAGCCUUAUUGAUUUAAUUAUAGUUGGUCAUCGUGCUUCCACUUACUACUCGUAGCAUAUCGUGUACUUUAAAUUAAUCUAUAUCAAAUCAUAAACGCUGUUCCGUUUGCUUAUCCUAACUUAUUUGACACAUUCAAAUUAUUUAUCAUGAUUUUUUUUAUUUGUUUAUUCGUAAACAACACAUUUCAAACUCAUAUCAAAUCCAAUUGCCUUUGCUCUGAUCAAAGGUUCUAGCCAAUUGAUAUUAAUGGUUCAUUUUUUUUCUAGUCCUCUCUAUAAGAGAUCAACUGCCAAUGUACUUUCAUGUACGUACGUAUUUCUUGAAUAGCAGAGCUUUCCGUAAACAAUUAACGCUGCAUUGUGUUCAUUUCAUUCUUACAACAAAAAUCAUUCACACAAAACUACUUGAUCUAUAAUCCGAAUGGUACAAUGAUGAACUAGCAAAAAAGCAUAACAUUAGCUGAUUAUUCAGGAAUACACAAUUAUAAAAAUUUUUCCUAAAAAACGAGAAGCCAAUCGCUCAAACAAAAAAAAACUUUUGUUCUUACAAAUUACCUAACCGAACUUUCGCAGUUCUUUUUGGCAAAAAUUACCAAACAUGAGGUGAAAAAUUACAGAAAGUUCGAUCAAACAAAACUCGGUAAAUUCCAGAUCGUUGCUGUAUUUUGGCAAUAGAUUAUUUCCACAGUCACUCCGUUUGUUGAAAAUUUGCCGAAAAACUCUUUGGUCAGUGUUGAUGUUGUUUUACCCUACCUUUUCUUGGAUGGUCUGAUUAAGUGAUGAACUCAACGAUCUCCCACGAAGUUGUUAUAGAGUUCUAGUUGAGAAUUCUUCCUUUUGUCCAAUAAGAAAAAUAAAAAAGGAAUGCUUUGAACGUAGUUCGACAGCAUUUGCUUAAUCCACAAAACUUACCACAAACUGUUUUGGGAAGAACUUUAACUCCUGUAGGAUUUUUAACCAUCAAGGCAUGGCCAAUUGGUAAAAUACCAAGCUAGACCCCCGUCACGACCAGCUCCGCAUAGUUUCUCCGCUUUCUCUUGAAUUCUUCUUGAAUAUUCUCGUUUACAACAUCCUCAGUAUUUAAAGUAAGAUUUCUUCGUAUCCACGUAUUCCGGGAUGUGGCGAGCUGAUAAGUUUGAACCAAUGAAGGUAUUUCUUAAAGCAUCCAUGACGUUAGGUUGAAGCAUGUUGUUCAGCACUUGCCAGUGGAAAGGAGAGAUCUGCACUACUUGCUGGUAGAACUUGGAAUACUUUAUUUCUUUCUAAUUCGCUACCUUAUAUACUAAACCAUUUACAUGGUAACAUAUAACACUUGUUUAAUAAUUAUGUGUAUGUUGUUAUUUGUCCCAUCGAUUGCUUCGAUUGGACAAAUCACAACACUCCUCCUCAACAUACAAAUUCGCAGCCUUUCACUGCCUUCGGCGGCUCCUCGUGAAGUUGGGGCUACUCCUCUUUAAUGCACGCACCAGAACACGCUCUCGCCCCUGUUGCAACUCGAUGACCUUCCAUGGCUCCAGUUCCGGGAUCUGGCACGACGACCUCCCAAUGGCUCUGGCCCGACGACCUUCCAUGGCUCUAGUCUCAGCGCCCUCCUGCGGCUCGAAGCUUUCUCCUUCGCCUCGAAGCCUUUCCUGAGGCCUGUGCCUCCCAGUGGUUCCAGCCCGAUGAUCUCCACUUGGCUUUCCGGUCCGACUACCUUCCAUGGCACCGGUUUGGCGACCUUCCGUGGUACCCCGCUCGUAAGUCCUCCAGUCCACCACCUGGUUCUUGACUUGACGACGUUCCAUGAUACCGGCUCGCCAACCUUCCAUGGCUUUCGGUACGACGACCUACCAGUGGCUCUGGUUCGACGACCGCAUUCGUGGUCCCAGCCCUGCGACCUUCCAUGGCACUAGUUCGACGACCUCCCAGUGGCUCCGGCCCGAUGACCUUGUUUGAUUCCGGCUCGACGCUCUCCUAUUGGCCCGACGCCUCACCAAUAAUGGCACGACUACCUUCCUCUGGCUCGCCGACCUUCCUAUGGAUUCCGGUCAGCUCGCAAUGGAUUCGGCCCAACGACCUUUCUUGUCACCUGUCCGACGACCACCGUUUUCCUGGCUUGUCGACCUCCACCUGGCUUCCCGUCCGACGACCUUCCAGAUGGCUCCUGGUUCUACAACCUUCCACGAUUCCAGGUUCUUUGACUUUUCUUGGCUUCGGGUCGUUGUCCUUCCAUCGGCUUCUAUUGGAAAUUCCUAUUUAUCCAGUCUGAGAGUCGCGGAUUCAAUCUUUGCGUCCAUCAAACGUUAUUCGAUGUAUCUUAUUGAUCCUGCCACUGUAACACAUCUCCUCCUCCGCCAAAGUGAUGUCGAUGGACAUCAUGCCCACGAUGACAAAAGCUGCAUUUGCUGAGAUGGUCCUGUAGGUAUGCACAGGAAACUCGCAAAGCUAUCAGUUGAUGUGUGCUCCGUAUUUGGGAUCUGCUACGCUCUACCUUAAGUGUGGAGCUCCAGGCCGCUCCUCCGUAUCGUAGUUUCGACAGUGCUACGCUCGCAAGGAGAAGUCUUCUGCUACUCUUUGGAGCACGGCAGUUCGGCAUAAUCCAGGCUUAUGAGUCUAUGACUUUCGAUGCACUAUCUCAACAGUAUUCGGCAUGCGCAAAAAAAAUUAAGCAGAUGUCGACCAUUACUCCGAGGUAUUUCAGCUGCUGUUUAGAAGAUGUCGUGUAUGACCUCCAUGUGAAGCCAAAACUUUUUUUUGGUCACGACCAUGCUUGGCAAAAGUCAUCGUCAUGAGGCGUGAAGCUGUGACUGUGAAGCCUCUUGGUCCGUCAAACUCAAUUGACUGUUCCUUAACGACCAGUCACUUCGUUUGCCAGUCAUUCAUUCCCCAUUCAUUUGAAGCUAAAAUAAUAACCUAGUCAAGCAAUCGCAUUCAAGCGACCGAUGACGAAAAAGAAACGCAUUUAUUAUUAUUGUUGCUCCUGCCAGCAAGCCGAAAACGACCGAAGAGGAACAAGAAAAGCAUUUAUUAUUAUUGUUGCUCCUGCCAGCAAGCUCGUUUUCAGUUUUUCAUUGCUAUUGUUGCUCUCUGCCAGCAAGUCGUUCAAUUAGUUGUACCUGCCGUCAGCAGCCGGUCGAAGUGUGAAGAAAUUUGCCAGUCACUCUCAGGAGAAAUUUUGACCAUGUGUAGGAGCUUCGCCAGUCGAUGAUGGAGAAAUGUCGAUUGUUGUCGUGCUUUAUCCGUCAUGCGAGUAGUGAGGCUCCGUCAAUUGAGAACAGUGCCCGUCGUUUGAUGAAACAAAACUAGUCGGGUCAAGCGUGACGGGCGAAGUUUACCAUCACUGGUCACGACUAAUACUUCGGUUUGAUGGUGGGCUAUCUGAAUCUUACCUCCUUCCAUCCAGAAGCCUAUCCUUUCUAAAGAUACACUUGCAAGAUCUUCAAUCUUCUUGAUUAUUUCACCGGGUACCAUCGUUUACAAAUCCGACUAUCUCCGCACCUUUCGGUAGAUAAGUGAAGCGGAAUCCAGUAAGAUGAAUCCGAAAGCUGACAAAGGAAGCGAAUAUCUCGAGUUCUUCUAUGCAACGAUUGGCCAAAGAUGGCUUGAAUUGCUUCAUCAAAGACGCAAGGACAAAACGCCAUUUGAUAACAGAACGAAUUGUAUCACUACGACUUGGGCGCUCGAUGCUAAGUCCGGCAACUUGCGCUUUUUCGUAGAGAUUGAUAGUACGAAGAAGUGAAAGUUGAUGAACUUCCUACGUUCUAGUAUUCUUCAUCUGAGUAGUGCCUGCACCACUGCUGGGCACUGACCAACUGCAAAUGCUUUUCAAGAUGGAAAAGACGUUUUGGGUCUGUUUUGGAUCCGGAUGGGUCUCUUACCAUCAACCUGGUAUCAGUUGUUUCAUUCUGGAAAGGCUUGCCCAACCUGGAAGCCUGUCUAUCAGUGUGUGCUACACGGCUAACUCUUACCACAACACAAAUUCGCAGUUACAAUAGUUUACUUACCCGACAUUCUAAAAUCCUGGACUAGUUCAACAUAAUAUUUAAUUACUCACGGGCCCGUAUCUCCUACCAUAACAUCAAUACGCCCAACAAUCAUAUCACAGCUCGGACGGCACAGGUGUUUCACAGCAGAAUAUCACAGAAUUCUAAAGCAAAUAUUUCCAAUGAGGCAACCCUGCCUUGCCGCACUGCUUCGACAGGCGUGCCUCUGUUGCCCGGAGCACCUCCGACGACUUCCGGGUCGAUCCGGCUGCCUCUCACUACGUCCGCACCUUACUUUCGCAAAAACCAAAAUGGUAUAGAGUCCUAAAAAGCGAUCGGCUCUCGAGAAACGGUUCAGCUCUAAAAAAACAAAAUCAAAGGAGUUCUCCAGCUUGCGAAUUCAGGCAAGUAUGGUACCCCUGAUUGCACUCCUGCGGCUGAUGAUAUUCUCCCUUCCAGUGUACAUCGCUUCAGAUCUGCUCCGGAACCUUCAGAUUCCAUAACCCUUUACUACCAGAAUGUCGGGGGUAUACAUUCCUGCCUGGCCGACUACCGCGCUCGAAACUUCAUGUUCCUGCUAUGACGUCAUGACCCUCACGGAAACAUGGCUGAAUAACCGCACACUAUCGAGUCAGAUCUUCGGCCCUGAUUACGCAGUGUUCCGCUGUGACCGUAGUUCCCGUAACAGCAAAAGUCCAGCGGAGGUGGAGUGUUGCUUGCAGUAAAGUCGAAUCUUCACGCGCAGCUUAGCUUAUCGACGAUAAUUCCUGGUGCGAUCUGGAACUUGUAUGGAUUCGCAUUGAUCUUGCAGACCGGAAACUGUACGUAUGCGUACUGUACCUGCCACCCGAUCGCUCAAGAGAUGUUGCCCUCGCUGAGUCGUUUUCACGCUGCACCUUCAAAGUAAGCUACUUCUGUUCUUCAGAAGAUGACAUACUCGUCAUUGGCGACUUCAAUAUGCCCGGUUUGAAGUGGCGCUCCAACCAUGGUAGCUUUCUAUACUCGGACCCAUCACGCUCUACUUUUUCGGCGCCUUCAAACGUCUUAUUGGACUCCCUUAGUGCAGCGACCUUGCGCCAUAUGGUUGUAUGCUGAACCUUUGCUUUGGCAACAAUGUAUCUCGUUUACCGACUAUCGAAUUCGCUCCUGCACCGCUUGUUAAAGUAGUCCCACAUAACCCUGCUCUAUUGGCAUCGCUUGAAGUAACUAGGCUGAACGCUACUGUAGAAAAACUAGCAACCUUCUACCUCGACUCACUCACAUAUUCUGAAUUAAGUCAUCGAUCGCCACGUUCCAAAACGCUCUAGCGGUGGAAAUAUGCGAAUGCCCUGGGUCACAACUUAACUGCGACGAUUUACGACGGCAAAAAGGAGUGUCCAUCGAAAAUAUAAGGAGCAAAAAUCAGCAUACACCACGGAUAUAUAUCGUAAACUAAACUCCGCUUAUAAAAACCAGUGAUCGUUGUUACCAUAACUACCUACCUAGCGUACAACAUAACCUUAAGUCUUGCCAAAAAUCGUUUUGGAAACAUCUAAAUAGUCAGCGGAAUGAACCUAGUAUACCUUCAAACAUGUUUCUGGAUGGCAUUUGAUCAUGGAAUCUGCGAUCUCUUCGCCCAAAAAUUUUCCGGUAUCUUCACUUCAGCUUCAACAUCCCCAGAACUCUGUUGUGUUGUGAGCCUUCUUGGUUGCAUGAUUCAAGAGCAGCAACGAAGCUCAACAAUUCCUUUUCUACGGGCCCGGACAGGAUACCAGCUGCUUUUUUGAAAAGUUUCAUGCCUGUUUUGCUGGCUUCUAUUCGGCUCAUUUGUCAAGCUUCGCUUGAUAGAGCAACCUUCCCUUUACUAUGAAAGAAAGCUUACAUGUUCCCGGUACAUAAAAACGGAGAUGGGACAGAUAUCAACAACUACCGUGGUAUCUCUGCCUUAUGUGCGAUUGCCGAACUAUUUGAAUUGGUGGUCUUAAAUCCUUUCUUCACGUACUGCAAAAAUAACAUCUCCAAUGAUCAGCACGGAUUCAAGUCCAAACGCUCUACAACAAGUAACUUGCUACAUUCACUUCUUUUGUGCAUGAAAGUUUUGCUGCCAAAUCCCAAACUGAUGCUAUCUAUACCGAUCUAUCCACUGCAUUCGACAAGGUGAACCACGAAAUUGCCAUCAGUUACUUAACAGGCCGUAAAUUGAUUGUUCGAACGGGUGACAUCUUUUCCAGGCAGUUCCCUGCCACCUCCGGUGUGCCCCAAGGCAGCCAUCUAGGACCGAUUACUUUCCUAAUUUAUUUCAACGGCGUGUCGUUACUUCUCGACUUCUGCUUCGCAGAUGACCAAAAACUGUUUUACACAAUAAACGACCACGACGACAUCAAUUUCCUGCACUGUCAGAUCAACCUCUUCGCUGAUUGGUGCGACAUUAACUGCCUGCCUUUAAACCGCAGCAAAUGUGCAGUUAUCAGCUUUUCUCGUAAGCGGCAGCCUUUAAUUGCCGAAUACUUCCUUGGAGACGAGCCCAUCGCACGUGUGAACCACGUCAACGAUCUUGGUGUAAUCCUUGAUCAGCGUCUGAAAUUCAAGGAACACACCAACUACGUGAUUGACAAAGCAUCCAGAAGUCUCGUUUUAAUUUUUAGAGUGGCGAAGGACUUCAAGGACGUGUAUUGCCUGAAAAGCCUAUAUACUGCAGCAUUGUUCGCUCCAUCCUUGAAUACGCAUCAGCUAUCUGGUGCUCUCACUACCAGAACGGUGUUGAUCGGCUCGAGGCGAUUCUUGCGAUACGCCCUCAAACACUUGAACUGGUAAGAGCCUUUUCGCUUGCCAAGCUAUGAAAAUUGGUGCCGCCUCAUAUAUAUUGAUAACCUUGAAGCCCGCAGACAUGCUACACGUGCCUCAUUCGUCGCCGAUCUCCUGACAUCGCGAAUCGACUGUCCCGCGCUACUGGAAGCUAUUCCGCUUAGUGAACGACCCCGUGGUCUUAGGAAUCUGGAUCUUCAAUUGUAUAUUCCCGUUCGAAUGAACAAUAACGGAGCCAACAGCGCCUUUAUCGGUGAAAUGAAUUCGUUCAACCGUUUUUCCGAGCAUUUUGACUUCAACGUUUCCAGGGAUGUUGACCGAAAAAAAUGAUAAGGGCCUUGAGAACCCCAUAAGGCCGGAACAAAUUUCAAAUCCUUUUUUUGUCACUUGGAGUUUGAACAUCGCGAAGGGGGGGUGGGGGGACAAUAAAAAAUAAUCCGAAAAACAAAUUAAUUGGAAUAAACUGCACGGAAGCUUGUAUGCAACCAAAUUGCACACUAUAUCGUUGCACAAAUUCCUUAAAUCAAAUUAUUUUUUUAUCGAAUAAUUCAAUCAAAUCAAGAAAACAAAAGGUGAAAUAACUCCCAUCUUCUUAAAUUUUUUUUUUGUCUUUGUAAUCUUUCAGAUAUUGGAAUUUUUUAUCGAAAUUUACAUAAAUUACUUCAAACUUUAUUUAUUCCCCCUUUCGGGUUUUUGGAAAUUUCAAAGGGGGGAGGGGGGGUGUGACAAAAGAAGUUAUUGAUAUUUGUUCCAGCCUAAUUGGAGUUAAAUGUUUUGUUAUUUAAUUUUAAUUUUAAGAAAUCAAAUGGAUAUAACAAAUGUAAAAACGACCCUUUCGAGCAUCAAUCAUCAAGAACAACAAAUAACUCACCCUAUUUGAGCCGUCCGAUCUGCCAAAUAUGUCGUUAAGACCGUCUGUCGAGCUCUACAAUAUUAUUCACUUGACGGAACUAGUUGACAUAAUCUUCUAAAUGGUUUACUCACCCUUUCGUUUUGUUUGUUGUUGCUGGUUGUUUCUUUCUUUCGACCUUCUAUUUCUCGCUCUUGGCACUGCGAUUAUCUACUUUCACUCAUUUUAGUGGGUUGUGCAAACGUAAGAACUUUUAACUACACAAAUAACACACGACGUAUUACCUACAGGACACGACACUUAACGUUCUUACUAACGGAAAAAAGGAACUCAAAUUACCUUUUUGUCGACCGGUUUCGGGCUCGAUGUUGCCCAUCUACAAGACGAUGUCCGACUGAUUACGUAGAAGAAAAACACUAACACAGCGUCAUACUGUCACGCAGUAUUUGUCGAAGAGGGGUUGGUUUUUAUACAUUUUUGUUUGCCAAAUUGAAAAGCGGCGAAAUGAUAGGGGCUUCAUCCUCGUUCAUUAAAGGCCUCUCUGAAGUCGUGAUGUACAUCGAUUCCCAGGCAUUUAAAUGUGACGCUUUUCGAACACAUUUUUUGAAUUUCACCUUUUCCCAAUCUAUGGAAUGGUUGAAUUCUGAUGCAUGGGCGGCUACACAGGAUUCAUUGGAUCUGUUGUUGUCUACGGCGUUUUUAUGCUCCUUUAUCCGUGUUUUAAAUUUGCGCCUUAUUUGGCUAAUAUAGACCGCCGGGCAGGUCUCGCAAGGUAUCUCGUAGAUACAAGAUCAUUCCUCCGGAGGCACCUUAUCCUUUAGUGAAACCAAACAAUCUUUUAAGGUGUUGGAACUUUUGUAAGCCACUUGCAAACCGUGGUUGGAAAGGAUCUUCCGAAUACCAUUGGUCAGUGGUGGGUGGAACGGCAAACUGACCCUUUGAGAUUCUUCCUUUUCUGGUUUGAAAGUGGUGGCAUUACUUCGGAACCUUUUUCUUUCGUGUUUGCGUAGGAUUUUAUAUACGAACUAGCAGACCCGGUAAACUUCGUCUUACCAUGUUCAACUUGGCGUCCAUUUUCCAUUUUUCCUAGUUUUCUUUACAUUUCCCUUCUUCCCCUUUACUCGAGUCGUUCCGCUUAGUUCUAUCAAAAUUUAACCUGAGAAUUUUAACUCAACGGGUCUUUUUAAAUCCAAUUUUUGAAACUUGUUCCAUAAAUAACUGUAUGUUGAUAAUAUGUUUGAUUCCGUUUUUUUCGAGUUUACAUUAAAGUUUAAACCGAAAUAAAAAGUUUCUCAUUUAUUGGAAUAUAUUGCUUAUGAACUUUUUUAAAAUAGAAUUUUGAAUAUCGGGACAAUUUUUGGAGUAUUUGCCGAAUAUAUUGCCUAACGCAGCGCUUUCAGCUCCCAAUUAGCAUUGAAUGGUGUAUUUUUUAAAGUUGAAGAAAUGAAACACAUAAGAAAAAAUUUUUUACUAACCUUUUUCAAACAGCUUUUUAUUCACCAUCUCCAUGCUUGAAUUAAAAUCCAUAUUUUCACCAAAACCAUUUCCAAAAAGUUUCGCCUGAUAAUUAAGUUAUAGACUUUACACAUUUCAACUUAAAAUGUUCCCAAACAGCACUUAUAAUGGCAUUAAAUCUGACGAUUUUGUAUACUGCAAAUUCCUUUUUUUUAUUCAAGCAAAAAAUGCAAAUUAAUUCCUUUGAACUUUAACCCAAUGAAUCAAAGAAACGAUUGAUUUUGAAAAGAGGAAAACAUAUGUUUAGAUAUAUUCAUCCAUUAUUUUAAAGAUUCUAAUUGAAGCAAUGGGAUUUUCUGAUUUCAAAACUUCCUGAACAUUGUUGGUGGUGAUCUGUGAUUUCAUUUAGGAUUAUGUAAUAUUUUUUAAGAUUUAAUAACAUUUAAUUGAAAAGCAGAUUUUUUAAAAUUUAAUAGAUCGAAAUGAAAUAACCUGUUCAGGCUUCGAUGAUUUCAUGAGUUCAUUUCAAAAAUGAAACACCGGGGCAAAUGCAAAUGAAUAUCACCACAGUUUAACUUUCAUAUUUUAUGAAAAAAAAAAUAUUUUCAAAAAAAAAUAUUAGUUAUGUUGACAGAAAGAAAUAUCGAAGUAUACAUUUGUCCCAUUUAUUGAGGCAAGUGAAACACAUAGGUCUUUUUCAGAUGUGUCAGUGAAAAGACUUUAAAAUGAAUUUAAUACUUGUUCUUGUUUGUCUGUUUUAUCAACUUUCAUUGAUAUAUACUAAGUUUUCUCCGGAAUAAAUUAAUGUUUUGCUUGGUACUUCAAUGUCACUGAAUGCUGUUCAACCAAAAGACCUUGAUUUACAAAGACCUUUAUAAUAAUUUUGAAUAUCCGCUUCAGAUUCAACACUCGGGAUAUCCUUUCUGGUCGUUUUGGAGAUAAAAUUCUUGAAUUGCAGAUGUUUCAUUGCUAAAUGGCGCGUUUUCACUUAUUCCACCUAAGAAAUAACAGGAAUUUAUAUUUCUUUUUACACUUUCAGGUUAUAUUAAAAUUUCAUCAUAAAAAUCUGCUGCCCCUGAAAUAUCAAUCACAAAAAAACUUUUCAACAAAAAAGUUAAUCAAAAGUCUCUUCUAUACAGCCAAAAUAUGUGAAACAAAAACAUACCUCUCAUGUUAAGUUCGUACUUGAAUUGUGUGUAAACAAACAGUAAACGUGCAAAAAGUUUUUUGAUGAAUGAUUUAAAAAAAGAGUUGAGUUUAUUUAAUCAGAUAGUUUUUUUUGGGCCCAACAAUUUUCAGAUGAAGAAAUAAUGUAUACAUUUUUCGGAAAAGUUGAAAGUUUGUACUUGCUCUAGUUUACUUUCUUAAUUGAAAAUUCUUCCGGAAAAUGCAUAUUCUCACAUUUUGUUAUUGAAAAGUAGAUUAUUUUAUUGAUAACUUCAACUUACGUUUGCUUUGCAAAAAAUCAAAAAGUUCAUUCGGCCUUAAAAAACUUCAAUCCUAUCCAAUCUAUCUCAGAGAACAGACUCUCGUUCAGUUUAUGAGUCCAGCGUUCUAGGCGUAUCGGAUUAUACGAAAUUGAAAGUAAAGCUUCCAAAUUUCUUAUUUUCAAACGUCCGCAAAGUGUCAUUAUUUCAUACCUUUUGGACAACAAUUUACUACUUAAAUUAACACGAAUUAAAAAUGGUUUUAAUAUUUGAAAUCGUUUAUAUGGUUUUGAUUCGAUCGAUAAAAUAUCAAUCCGUGUCACAUCUAGGCGUCAUUUAUUACCAUGUGCUGUGUACAAAUAAGCAAGGAAAAAAACACAUCUAGGUUGCAUAUCGCCCCCACGUGCAUAAGACAUAUAUGAUAUAGGUACUUGGUUGAGAAACAGGCGCCUAAUUUUUAAAUAUUUCCAGCGAUCAAUGAACAGUAUGCUUUGGUUACUAUUAUCUUGCAACGACGUUUGCUAGCGACGCCUCGCCCAUGGAGACGAAAAACAAACCGCCCGGCGCCCAAAGGAAAGAAAAUUUCUCUCUUAAAAAUGAAAGCCAUGACUUUUAUUUUAUUCCAAUUAUUAGAAAUUUUAUUAUUACGGACAAUUGGUGCGGCUUUUUGUUAUUUUUAUUCAAUAUAAACCGAUUCGCAUGCCUACAGAAUAUUCUAAAAAUAAUUUCAUUUGAAUUGUUUGGGUCAUUCUGGAGGAGUAGUACUACAAACACCGUUACAAGAGAAUUUUAUAUAAUAGAUUCUUCAUAACCGUUCAGAUUGGCCGCCAAUAAAAUCCUUUCUUUUUCGUUUCGAACUCGCUGUUUUCCAUCGGUAUGUUGAACAAACGGUGUGCCAUUGAAUGAAACGCAGCUUGUUUCUGUGCACCGAAAUGAUUUGAAUCUACCGUUAUGAAGCGAUCGGUUGAUGUCGAUUUUCGGUAGAUUCCAAAUUUCACCGUGCUAUCAUCUUUUCUGGAGAUAAGCAGGUCGAGAAAAUGGAGUUUUCCAUCCACUUCUUUUCGACGGUGAAUUUGAUCGAGCUGUGUUGGCUAUUCAAGAGCUCAAGAGUUUGUGGGAGAUAUCGUUCUUUAACUGUGGCGAAGAUAUCGUCGACGUAGCGCCACAAAACUCGGGAAAAAAGUUUUUCCCUUUUUCCGAGAUCGCCUUCAAAAUCGCUCAUGAACAGCUCAGCGUGCAAAAUAGAUAGUUUGCUUCCCAUACUGAGGCCAAAGGUUUGUUUGAAGAAUCUCCCCCGAAAUAUGAAAUAAUUCUGGUUCAUACAUACCUCAGCUAUGGUCACGUACGCAUCUAUACAAUUUGGUGGUGCUCUGCGUUUUUCCAAAUGUCUCCGAAGGCUGCGCAAGGCGUCAGGAAUGGGGACGCUAGGAAAAAGAGCGGAGACGUCAAACGAAACCAAACGAGGAUGACGUGCCUAUCAUUUCGCCGCUUUUCUAUUUGGCAAACAAAAAUGUAUAAAAACCAACCCCUCUUCGACAAACACUGCGUGACAGUAUGAUGCUGUGUUAGUGUUUUUCUUCUACGUAAUACGGCAACAUCAUGUCCGAAACCGGUCGACACAAAGGUAAUUUUAGUUCCUUUUUUCCGUUAGUAAGAACGUGUGGUGUCCUGUAAUACGUCGUGUGUUAUUUGUGUAGUAUCUACUUUCCAUUAGGGAAAGUAUUGCUGGGUUUACCCGCAGACACCAGAUCUCUCCAAUGCAACGCGUACAUCAUAUCCGGACCCCAUGGCUUCGUAUGAACUGUUAUGGAUGAAUGUAUUGUGUUGAUGUAGGUAUAUUUUGGAAAAACGAAUCCAUCAGGUGAGCUAGUUUACUUACAGGUAUUCCGGCAUCCGUGUAUAUGCUGGCAAAUGAUUGAACAUUCUUAUUAUAUACUCAGUCAUUAGAGAAAACACGUCUUACAUGUCGGCCACUUAUGGGAUUCGAACCCAGAAGUGUCCUUGCCAAUACCGGGUAUGGAACCCAGUACACCUGGCAUACCAAAACCAGACUCGCGCCAGCCUAUCCACUAGACCAGAUCGGCGCUACCUGUUUAAAAUCCAUCAGCUUAUAAGGCAUAACAAGUUUGUCUUUCACAAUUUACUAUCCAGACAUCGUCUGAGAUGGACUGAAAAGAAAUUUUAGCGGGUCAUUAUACCAUUUGGAUUAUAGAAGGUUUUUUUUAAUAUUUGUCUUGAUGUUGUCUUUGUUCUUAGUUUGCGCUUAAAAAAUCUGUUUAUUCAGCGAUGCCCUACUCAAUCAACCAGCUUUCUAUUUUGGCUGAACUUUAGUAAUUAAUGUUCCUAACAAAGGUUAUAGUUUUUCGAAAUGUAGGAAAAAUAUUCCGUUUUUCUGUCGAAAACUAGCCCCAUACCUCUUAUUUGUUCUUGAAUGUGUUUAUGUCCUAUCUCUAUCAAUUCGAUUAUGAAGAUCAGGUCCUAUCAAAUGUUCCCUUCAUUUGAAGUGGAAUUGAAGAAAUCUCUUACUUGUUUGUUCCUUUUAAGUAUUAUUAAGUCGCGUAAUAGCUAUUUACUAAAAAUAUGGUCAUCAGUAAAGAGAUGAAAUUUUUCGUUCAUGUUUCAUAGCCAAAUUAGUAAUAGAUAUGAAUAAAAAGUAUACUUAUUGAUCGAGGGAAAGAAAGAAAAACACAAACAAUCCACCAAAACACUCACAGCUUAGCACUUAUCAGGAAGUAUAAACCGAACCGUACUAAUUCCUCCCAAAUGAUAAUGAAAUAAUCAGGAAAUACACCCACCUAUUUAUUAUGUGUUGUUCAACCGGAACAAUACCAAUACUUACACCUCUAUAAGCUUUGUGCGCUAUUGUCAUUCGUUUGAUUGUUUCAAUCAACAACUAACUAACCUAACCUCUCGAAACGAUUAUCUAGUCCCAGCAUUGAUCAAAAAACCUUAUAAGUUAGUUUUACGUUAAGCCAGAAAGGAAAACGCUUUAAUUUAUGCUCCAACGAAAAAAAAAUCAUAUAUCCAAACACACAUUGUAAAGCAAACAACAAAAACAGUCAAAUGAAUGUAAAGAAAAAAAGAAAAAAGAGUCGAUGACGCUAACUAGAUUGAGCACUCACAAACGCACACACGUAACGUUAGGCGAAUUAGAGAUAUGAAGUAUCAUACACACACUUAUACUCGAUAGCAAAAGUUAUUGGUUUUUUACAUAGCUUAUUAUUGAUUGUUUUAUUUGGCGUAAAUCUGUAACAUGGCAAUCGAAGGAAAAAAAAACUAGAACUAAGGGCGUGUGAAGAAUUAUGCAAAACGAACGUAGCUAGGUCACGUAUUGGUUCAGUUAAAAAACAAUAGCGAAAAGACAUUCAAAACUUCCUAACGAAUUCUAACACAUCGGUGUGAUGGUAUAUGUCUCCAAUUUUUCUGAUUGUGUGUGAUCGGAUAAACUGUUAAAAUACAUACAUAUAUGCCUAGGGAUUAAAGUAACCAUUUCUAAAGCAAACAGUUAAGCUGACAUUCUCACUCAUGUUAGGUGUACCUUGAAUUGAUCAGUAAGAAUAGAAAAAUCAUCACACUUUAAUACAGUACUAAGUAGUCGAAAAAAAACCGAACUCAAACAACCCUUUUGCUACCUAUGUAUGUAUGUGUAACAAUUUCGAAAAGGUCAAACGCCAAAAAGUAAUAUCUCUAGCCCCAAAGAUACUCUUGGAAGUACUUAGUAGGAUUCAACAGACACGGGUCAGUGUGAACGAAAUCACUCGGAACGCGCUGUAGAGUAGAGAGCUCGAAUAAAAGAAAAACUAACAACAAUAAUCAUGAUAUCUACUAAUAGUGAAAGAAAGAAAAACUGACAUAUACUGUACCUUCUUCGCGAUAAUCCUAAUAUACACACUAAAUAUGUAUGUAGCCAAUCGAAACAAGAAUCGUGCACCGCCGCUGCUUAGUUGAUAUUGUUGUGUAGAGCCCAAUCAAUGCAAUGGUUGACUCAACCUCCGUUACUCGGUUUAGAUAGUGCUGCAAGGCGAACUUUGUUCGGGCAAUUCUUUUAGUUAACACGAAUCUAGUAAGAAAAAUAUGUUACUGUAGUUUGUAUUGCACAACAAAUGCCAGUAGAGGAAAUUCGUCGCGAAUGAAGUUGAAACAGAAAAAAACGCAGAGGCAAGUGUGUGUGUGUGUGUGUGCGUGUGUAACUAAGUACUCAGUAGUCGAGAUUUUGCCUGAGCAGUAAGCAUGAUAAUAA